AUCUUCAUACAUUCCUUGCAAAUUCCAAUUUUUUAUAGCUUUUGCUCUGCUUAGGUUCUGCACAAAGAGAGAGAGUGUGUUUCAAAGAGAUUUUUCUUUUUUUAUGUUAUCUGUUUUGGGUUUCUCUCGCGUCGUUUUUGCAGGUACUGAGGAACAAGUCUUGGCAGCAUAACCUUGUUGGAGAGCGUAAAAUUCAGGCAAGGCCUUCGAGUUGGGGAGUAUUAGAUUGGAAUCCUAGAAGUUUCUGUUUAGACCGAAGAAUGGAGGUAUAUGGCAAUCCUAUUGUUGCAGCUCCUUCAAAUGUUAUUUAUCUGUCAAGUAUUUUGGGCCAAGAUGGUCCAGUUCCCUGUCACAGGUGCAACUGGAAAUGUGAAAAUGAACAUGUUUGUGGAAACAUGUAUCGCUGCAAGCUAACAGGGCUGACUCACAUCUGUGAUAAAAACUGUAACCAGAGAAUUCUGUAUGAUAACCAUAGCUCACUUUGUCUAGCAAGUGGUCAAAUUUUCCCCCUUACUCCAGCAGAGGAACAAGCAGUGAGAGGUGUUCGCAGAAAGCUAGAUGCAGAGAAUUCGCCCUCUGAUAGCUGUGGUUUUAAGCGUAGGCGUGAUGCACAAUUUCAUCCUUCUCCUUUCGAGAGAUCUUUCACUGCUGUCGGUCCUAUCUGCAGCCAAGUUGGAGAUGGCAUGGAUAUGAAGUAGAUAUCUAUUAUAUAACUGAAACAGACUCAUAAUUUUUCUUGUCCCUUUGAAGUCUUUUUACUUUUGUCUAUCGGAUGAGUAUCGAAAACAGACAUUGAACAGUUAUGGAUUAUUUAUUGGUGGACAUGAUGUGGCCCCAUCUGCUGUAGGAAGAAAUCUUUAUAUUUCUAGUAUUAAUGUAAUGUAGCCUUAAAGUAGCAACUGUUGAAUGGGGAUUUGAGCAGGGUCUUUCUACGCCCAACACAUUUAUGACACUUGAAUUGACAUCAGUUUUCUUCUAAAUCUAGUGAGAAGCUGACUGUCAUAGCGGUCUACAGAAUGUAUUUUGGCUUUCAUUGCUUGAAUUUGAUUCAGUCCAUUGAUAGUUGCAUACAUGAGCAAUGUACUUAACCGUAACCCUUUAUUAGUUAACCAUCAAGUUUCUAGUGUAUCUGUAACCAUAAAGAAGCCCCGUUAAUGUACUCAUUGCUAUUGCUACUGUCAUAAGCUUUGUACUCCUUAAUUUUGUAUGAACAGCAAACAGUUAUUUGGUCC
Molecule: messenger RNA, 1232 nt
Organism: Vigna radiata var. radiata (mung bean)
Lineage: Eukaryota; Viridiplantae; Streptophyta; Magnoliopsida; Fabales; Fabaceae
Exons: 2
Coding region: 261-698 (145 amino acids)
Source: RefSeq, a predicted model, not a curated record